CGGCUCUCUCUCUAUGAAACACUGGUCAGUGCAAAGCAAAAGCCUUGAUUUGCAGAGAGAAGUAUCGAGAGACAGAGAUGAGCAUUCGACCGUUGGAUUCACUACCACCAACAGAAACCCUAGAGAUAGAGAACGGCCUCUCGCUCGUCCCGCGCGUGAGGCUCGACCUCACGGUCUACCCGGCGAGCCCCUCCGUGACGAAGCCCAUCGACGAAUGGAAGCUCAAGCGAACCCUAAUCGACUUCCUCAAGAACUCGCUCUUCGUUCCCGAGGAGGACCUCCGGAUCCGGCGGGUCAAGGACCUCAAGAACCGCAAGCGCGACGAUCCUCUCGCGCUCGGCACGCUCUUCAUUCGCGACCUGGGCUCCCUCGCGGGGACCAAAGGGGAGAAGAACGACGGAGAGGACGCGAAGAAGGCCUUGGAGGAGUUCUUUGAUUGGCGAAGGCGCAUUGUCGAGAAAAUGGAUGGAAUUGAGCUCAACAUCGAGGGGUUGAAGUUCAGGCUAAAGGCCGCCGUUCCGGCGUCCGAUGAUUUCGACGGCAUGAAGAAGGAUUGGGAGGAGUUUUACGCUUUGAGGAAUCGAGGGUAUUCGAAGAGUGGGAGGCACGAGCCUGAUACUAUAGUGAUAAGGGGCGUUCCGUCGCGGUGGUUUGCGGAGCCUCGGGUUUCGUCGAAGCCUUCAAUGCUGGUUACUCAUACAAUCUUUUCAACAUUUGGAAGAAUAAGGCAUGUGUUAGGAACCCGAAAAUCUGAGCUUUAGAGCUUUAUUAAAAAUGGAAAAUUAUAUA
Messenger RNA from Morus notabilis, 789 nucleotides. RefSeq lists its product as uncharacterized. The coding region runs from base 78 to 761 and encodes 227 amino acids. The record is from RefSeq and is a predicted model, not a curated record. NCBI's taxonomy places the organism in Eukaryota, Viridiplantae, Streptophyta, Magnoliopsida, Rosales, Moraceae. The transcript is spliced from 2 exons.